AUUCAUUUUUUUUUUGUAUUUUUUUUCUCAUUUAUUUGCCAUGCUGAAUCACCUUGCGGCUGCUGCUGGCCGUGCGCUGGGCAACGGUGCCGUCGUUGCCUCGUUCAUCCAGAGCGCGAUCGACUGCGUCAACAACCGCCUGUACAUCUCGCUGGACAAGCCGUCGUACGUUGGCGGCGAGGCCGUCACUGGCCAGGUCCAUGUGUUGUGCACCGUGCCGUUUGUUUGCCCGGCUCUCAUCCUCAAGGUCAAGGGCUUUGAGCGCACAGCGUUCUCGCGCACGUACAUGAAGCACGACAAGAACACCAACCGGCACUACAAGCACACCGACCACCACGCCGACUUUCGCCUGUUCUUCAGCCAGACCAUCCGUCUGUACACUGCGGCGACUGGCAGCAUGAUCAUGCCCGGCAUGCAGGCGUUCGCCUUCUCCUUCCAGCUGCCUGAAAACCUGGCAGGCACCUUCUACGAGUCGGGCACUUACGGUAGCGACUACUAUACCGGCUCGGUCAUGUACAAGCUCAAGGCCACCAUUGACAUGCAGGCUCGUCAUGGUCUCCACAGCACGACCCUGCUCGUCAUCAACGAGAAGAUUAGCAGCGUCGUCACUCCAGCGUUUGGCGAAAACUCCAAGAACUUCUUGACUGCUUCCGGACGCCUGCACAACCGCAUUUGGCUCGACAAAAACGUCUACUUCCCUGGCGAGAAUGUCAUCUGCAAGCUGGAGGCAAACAACACGUCGACCAAGAGCACCAAGGGCAUGAUUGUCGAGGUGGUCCGUGUUCUGAGCCUCCGCGCUCAGAACCAGCAUACGUCGCGUACGCUGACCGUCUAUCGCAUCAAGUACCCGGGCUUUGAUCCGUGCUUCUUUGGCGAGCGCUACCUUCCGUUCCCGAUCCCGUACGAUCUCCUCCCGUCCACCAGCUCGGGCCUUGUGAAGAAUGAGUACUUCAUCAACGUCACGGCCGACAUUGCCGGCGCGCUCAACCUCAAAAUCCGCCUGCCCGUCACCAUUGCCGCGCCGCAAACCCUGUACCUGUCCCACGCGCCGCAGGGCUCGCUGGUCACGCUUCCCCCGGACGUGUCCUUCCGCCCUCCGUGGCAAGCGGACGAGGAGGUCAACACGUGCAACGCGUGCUCGGCUGGGUUUACGCUGAUGAAGCGCCGUCACCACUGCCGCAGCUGUCUGCUCGUGUUCUGCUCGGCGUGCUGCAAGACCAAGGUGCCCCUGACCAAUCUCGGCUACUCUGGCCCCGAGCGUGUCUGCGGCAAGUGCACUCCGCUGUGCGCGUCCGGUGGCGAGCGCCUCAACACGCAGCUCUCCAACCUGGCUCCCGUUGGCGAGGCCGAGUUCCCCGACAUUGGCGCCUGCCGUGUCGCCGUGCCCGUGUCCAAGAAGGGCAACGCCUAUGCUCAGGCUGGCGUGCCCCCGCCGAUGCCGAACAUGAGCUCUGCUCCUCCUCCGCAGCAAUCCUCUGCUCCCCCGCCUCAGCAACAGGGCUAUCCCCCGCAGCAGCCGCCGCAAGGCUAUCCCCCGCAGCAGCAGCAGGGCUAUCCUCCGCAGCAGCAACAGGGCUAUCCUCCGCAGCCGCAGCAGGGGUAUCCUCCGCAACAGGGUUACCCGCCCCAGCAGCAACAAGGCUACCCUCCGCAGCAGCAGGGCUACCCUCCGCAGCAGCAGUCCAGCUACCCUCCGCAGCAGCCGCAGUCGCAGCCGCAGCAACCUGUGCCGCAGGCUCAACACCCUGCCGGUGACAACCCGCCGCCGCCUGCGUACGACUCGGUCAUGUCACCGACUCCCGCGUCUGGCGAAGUGAGCAAGGAUGCACACGUGCAAGCCAGCGCCCCGGAGGGUGAUGAUGCCACUGCGAACGCGUAAAAUGUCUUUGUUGUUGUUGGCUGCCAGCUGCCAACUGGUUCAAGCUGUUGUUGUUGUUGUUGUUGUUGUUGCUGUUGUUGUUUUGAUGAGCACUGUGUGUCGUGCUUUUGUUUCGAAUCGCUCCGUGUCGUGCCUGUUAUUUGACUCGCAGUGAUAACUUUUUGUGUCGUCUGAAUGAACCCU
Molecule: messenger RNA, 2062 nt
Organism: Capsaspora owczarzaki ATCC 30864
Lineage: Eukaryota; Filasterea; Ministeriida; Capsasporidae
Product: FYVE-type Zn finger-containing protein, variant
Exons: 8
Coding region: 41-1879 (612 amino acids)
Biological process (GO): protein transport
Cellular component (GO): cytoplasm
Molecular function (GO): metal ion binding
Source: RefSeq, a predicted model, not a curated record